AUGGAGGCACAUUUCAGAGAACACCAUCCGGCGCAAUCUAUUGAUCUCACUUCUCAGGCAGCUCGCAAGUUCCUAGAACCUUCGUCUGCCGUCCCAGAAAGGGUACACAGGAUUGAACGCUGCAGCAACGAGAAUUUCGGGUGCUCAGCUGCAAAAGAGCAGCCCUAUGACAGCGAUUUAAAAUACGUGCUCCCACCAGGGGAGAGUGCCAGCGCAGUGGAAGGGGGGCGUGACCGUGUUGAUUCGGGAGUCACCUCCAAGUCGCAGAACGGUUCCAUGCCUGAAAAUGGAUGCCAUGAGAAUUUCCUUCUUUCCGAAAGUAUUCGCAACGCUACUCGUAGGGCGAAGACGCCGCUGUACCUGGCGUACUACGACUGA
Messenger RNA from Eimeria acervulina, 378 nucleotides. RefSeq lists its product as hypothetical. Lineage: Eukaryota; Apicomplexa; Conoidasida; Eucoccidiorida; Eimeriidae. The coding region runs from base 1 to 378 and encodes 125 amino acids. The transcript is spliced from 2 exons. The record is from RefSeq and is a predicted model, not a curated record.